CGCCGUGUAUAUAAGAGGCGAGCAGCAGUUGUGUUGGCGGUGUCUACGCUGCAAGCCCGUAGGAUGAAGGUGUUCCAGCUGCUACGGUUUCUGGCUCUGGCCGUGUCUGCUGGGUGGGCGGCCAAGCUCCCCCUGGCCACCCAGAGCGUCCCGGACAUCAAUCAGGGAUCGGAUCUCUCGCUGUCAGUGCCUGCCCAACCUUCAGGACUCUAUGGAACACCGCUUAAACCAUUCCAGCCUCCCGCAGGAGCUUCAGCUGAAUUCGGGGCUUCCCAUGAAGCAGGUCCAGGCGCUAUCCAACAACCUCCAAGUAUCCACGAAACUCCCGGUGAUUCUCUUCAAGGUUCUGACCAUCAUCCUCCCUCCUUUGGAUCUCCAUCUGAUUUAGUUCAAGUUCCUGAUGUGCCCUCUGGCCUGUACGAGACUCCCCUUGGACAAUUCCCAGGUCCUGGUGAUACUCCAGCCACCUCUACAACUCACCAUCAGACGCCACCUCUCCUCGCCGGACCCACACACCAGGUCGGGUCUCCGAGCGGAUCAGUACAAACCUUUUCUUCAGAAUAUAUAACUCCAGAUGAACCAAUUUCAGGUCUCGUUCAACCGGCUUCUUUGGUCGAGACUCCCGGUAUAACACAUCCAUCUUCUGCAGAACAGGGAGGUCCAGGUCCCAUUUUACCCCCGAGUUUCCUGCAAACACAGAGUGAACUCGUUCAGUCUUCUGUGGAACAUGAAGCUUCACCUGUGGUGGUGUCAGGUCCUGCUGGGCCCUUAGACGUGUUUGCAACAUCCAGCGACCAAGGUCAGUCUUCUGUAGAACACGGGACUUUAGAUCACGCAGUACCAGUCCCAAUUAUACCUUCAGGACUAUAUGAAACACCCAGUGCUUCAAGCCCUAUUGUACCGACAGGCUCGUUCCAGGGGCCCAGCAAACCACAUCAGCCAGCUGUAGAAUUUGGAUCUCCUGAUCAGGCAGCUUCAAGCCCUAUUGUACCGACAGGCUCGUUCCAGGGGCCCAGUGAACCACAUCAGCCAGCUGUAGAAUUUGGAUCUCCUGAUCAGGCAGCUUCAAGCCCUAUUGUACCGACAGGCUCGUUCCAGGGGCCCAGUGAACCACAUCAGCCAGCUGUAGAAUUUGGAUCUCCUGAUCAGGCAGCUUCAAGCCCUAUUGUACCGACAGGCUCGUUCCAGGGGCCCAGUGAACCACAUCAGCCAGCUGUAGAAUUUGGAUCUCCUGAUCAGGCAGCUUCAAGCCCUAUUGUACCGACAGGCUCGUUCCAGGGGCCCAGUGAACCACAUCAGCCAGCUGUAGAAUUUGGAUCUCCUGAUCAGGCAGCUUCAAGCCCUAUUGUACCGACAGGCUCGUUCCAGGGGCCCAGUGAACCACAUCAGCCAGCUGUAGAAUUUGGAUCUCCUGAUCAGGCAGCUUCAAGCCCUAUUGUACCAACAGGCUCGUUCCAGGGGCCCAGUGAACCACAUCAGCCAGCUGUAGAAUUUGGAUCUUCAGGUGAGGUAGAUAGAGCCCCUGAUGUGCCAUCUGGUCUGUAUGAAACACCAAGUGCAGCUGUGUCAUCUCCUGAUCAACCUUCCCCAUCACUCGGGACUCCUUCGGGUAUAAUAUCAGGUCCACCAGAACCCUCAAGUGUGUUUGAUACAUCCGUCGAACAAAUUCAUGCAGUCCCAGUACAACCUUCUUCAAUAGUUGACACUCCAGAUGGCUCCUUUUCGCACCCGAUAGAACUUUCAAAGGGGAGUGAGGGACUGUCGUUUCCCGUCCCAGCUGCGCCUUCGGGUCUGUAUGAAGUUCCUCUAAUUCCAGGUCCUGAGACGCCAACCAUCUUCCAACCGAGUCACAACAUGCCAAUUAUCUUCCCUGGUGGUGCUCCCGGCAUUAUCGAAGGCCCAUCCCAAGCAGCUCCAAUCCCCGCCCAACCUUCCACUUUGUAUGGAGUUCCUGAAGUUCCUUCUGGUCUGUAUGAAACACCUAAGGGGCGAGGAAAAGCGAUGUUCUUGAUCGACGAAGUUCAAUCAGAACCCGUAAAGGCGCAGUCGUUGUUUUAUGAAGCAUCUGCUGAUGCCAACACCCCAGUCCUCUCUGUCGCUCAGCCUAUGGAAGGAAUGCCAUACGAUUUUUCAUGGGGCGUGGAAGACAGCGCGUCUGGCAACCUCUUCACACAUAGAGAGAACAGUGACGGCCAGAGCACGAACGGCCAGUAUCGGGUCACCCUUCCUGACGGACGUGUUCAGGUGGUAACGUUCUACGACAAUGGCGACGGCUUCCAUACUGACAUCUCCUACGAAUGAAGACUACGAUUGACAUUUCCCUGACGAAUGAAACCCACAAGCGAUAGUUUCUGCUACAAGUAAUGUUUUCCCUUCAAGUGUUUUCAUUGAUAUUUGUUUUCUUUUUAGUCGUAAUGUUUCCCCUAACUGGAGAGAAAGAAGGUAUUUAAUUGGCUUGCUUUAGUUACGUUAAGCGGACAACAAAGUUAUCAAUUGGGUUGGGUUUUCUUUUCUCCAGUUAAAACAGAUUUGCUUUUAAAAAUAUGUAUAGCGGUUUGAUGUGGCUCUAUUUCUCUGUAUAAUAUUAAGUUAUCAUGGUGCUUUGUGCUGUAUAAUACUCUUAACUAAGUAAUCACGGACAAAAAUAUAUUAAAAAGAACAUUAUAUCUGUUGUUAGCUGUAAGUAAAGGGACUGUGCGAAAGGUUUUCUACUGUUUGUUCAAAUUAUGUGUCGAAAAGUGCAAAUAUCUUCGUGUUGUGGAAUGUAGUUUCUUACACAAACUAUUUACUGUACAUAUUUAUUAAAAAAUACAUAAAUAUG
Homarus americanus (American lobster) is the source of this 2821-nucleotide messenger RNA. Its product is annotated as leucine-rich repeat extensin-like protein 5. The record is from RefSeq and is a predicted model, not a curated record. Bases 64 to 2301 code for a protein of 745 amino acids. Gene Ontology annotation, cellular component: extracellular matrix. NCBI's taxonomy places the organism in Eukaryota, Metazoa, Arthropoda, Malacostraca, Decapoda, Nephropidae. The transcript has 6 exons.